Molecule: messenger RNA, 1298 nt
Organism: Mytilus californianus (California mussel)
Lineage: Eukaryota; Metazoa; Mollusca; Bivalvia; Mytilida; Mytilidae
Exons: 3
Coding region: 35-871 (278 amino acids)
Source: RefSeq, a predicted model, not a curated record
CAUAACUCUUAGUACUUCCUGUCACAUUUGCAAAAUGGAACCAGAAAAGGGGAAAAGGGCUGCAAAUUUUACGGAUGCAGAAAAGGUCUUCCUGACAGAGCUAGUUGAAAAGAACAUCAACAUCAUAAAUGCUAAAUUCAACAGCUCUAUUACCAACCAAAGGAAAAAGCAGGUCUGGGAAGAUAUUGCCAAACAGUUGAAUGCCAGGGGUGGGGCACAGAGAACUGCCACCCAAAUCAAAGAAAAGUGGAGGAAAUCGUGUGGGGCAGCAAGGGAGGAGGCAGCAAAGGAGAAGGUCCAUGCAAGGACGACUGGUGGUGGACCUCCAGCCAAGGCAAAUGACCCUGUAACGCAGAAGAUAUUAGAACUACAUCAGGGGGCACCAAACUUUUAUGGGAUCGAUGGAGGUCUUGACAUAGGCAUGCCACUGCCACUGGAAUUAAUCAACAAUCCUUUUGGAUUAAAUGAAAAUGAUGCUUCUGAAUUCGUGGUCCUAAAUGACCAAAGUAAUUAUGUUGCCUGCAACACAGAGCAAAGAGAGAUUAUUGCCACUGUCGAUUUGCCAACACUUCGGGUGAAAGGUGUGUUAGGACAAGAAUCCCCAAGUUGUCAAGCUUCUGUAAGUUCCGUUGUAGCACCAAUAACAACAAAGGCUAAAUCUUCAAUAACUAAACCGGUAUCAGUGACCCAGCCAAAGAAAAAGCAAACCUACCAGGAGCUUCAAAUUGAAGUUCUGAAGCUGGACAAAACAAGAAUCCUUCAAGAGAAAAGAAAAAUUAUAUCUGAACGAGAAAAGCUAGAGCUAGAAAAAACUCUCCUGAAAUUAAAGAUCAAGAAAUUGAAACAGGAAUUAAAUGAUAAUGAACAGUGAGACUUUACAUUCCAGUAUCAAUUGUUAGAUCUUCAAUUAAUUGUGUGAUUAACAAAUUAGUGAUUAUAAAAAAAUAAUUUGUGAAAAUUUUAAUAUUUCUCUUUGUAAAAUCAGUGUGGACUGAUUUUUUGAGUCUUUUUCUAAUCUGCUGCAAAAAAAAACUAUAUUCUGUGAAAACAAUUUAUAUACAAGUACAGUCUGCAUGAAGCUACAAGAUUUAUCCUCAUUAUAUUAGGGAAACAAUUGUAAUUUUGUACUAUCUACGUUUAGAAAAUGUAGCAUUAAACCAUAUUGCACAUGUACAUUUUAAAGCUUUCAAAAAAUUAUUUGUAUGAAUAAACUGUAACAAAACAAAGAGAUUUACAAAUUGAAAUCAGCGCUAGAAAUGACCAGCAUCAUGAAAAUAAAAAUAAAUGUUAUUUCAUCA